This is a messenger RNA of Hydra vulgaris (swiftwater hydra), 2136 nucleotides long. RefSeq names its product serine/threonine-protein kinase RIO1. Gene Ontology annotation, molecular function: ATP binding; protein serine/threonine kinase activity. Gene Ontology annotation, cellular component: cytosol; preribosome, small subunit precursor. Gene Ontology annotation, biological process: maturation of SSU-rRNA. Lineage: Eukaryota; Metazoa; Cnidaria; Hydrozoa; Anthoathecata; Hydridae. The record is from RefSeq and is a predicted model, not a curated record.
UCAAAGCUGCAAUAGUUUUAAAUAAAAAUGUUUUUGUUUUUUUAAAGAAAAGACAGCAUUUUUGUUAAGAAAAUACAGCAUUUCAAUAUGGAAGUAAUAGAGAAUCAAUUUUCUGAUGCUGAAGAGAAUAUCUCUCAAACAACAAAACAAACUUUUUCAUUGGCUAAAGACAUUAAGUCUCUGUCAGUUCAUUAUGAUAACAAUAUACAAGGUUAUGGAUCAAAUGAUGAUUAUGAUGAUGAUGAUGACGAUGAUGAUGACGAUGAAUAUUAUUCAUAUAGAAGAGAUCACACUGUAAAUAAGGAAAAUGUAAUUAACAAAACAAAAUCAACUCUUCAACCUCAGGAAAAGCAGUUUGGUAAAUUUGUAAACAAAAUAUCUGUAGAGAAGUAUGAAGGUCCGUCUUCUUUACACGGUCGUGCUGCUAAUCAUUUGCAUGAGACAGCAAAAAAGCAGCAUGCACAAACUGUGCGAGUCAAAGAUAGAAAAGACCGAGCCACUGUUGAACAAGUGCUGGAUCCAAGAACAAAAAUGAUUUUAUUUAAGCUUUUAAAUAAGGGUGUUAUCAGUGAAAUUAAUGGUUGCAUAAGCACAGGCAAAGAAGCAAAUGUAUACCAUGCUUCUACUCCUUCAGGAAUAAACCGAGCUGUAAAGAUUUAUAAGACCUCCAUUUUAAUUUUUAAAGAUCGAGAUAAGUAUGUCAGUGGAGAGUUUAGAUUCAGACAUGGAUACUGUAAAGGAAAUCCUCGGAAAAUGGUAAGAACAUGGGCUGAGAAGGAGAUGCGAAAUUUAACUCGUCUUUGCGGUGCAGGUAUUCCAUGUCCGGAACCAAUAAUAUUACGCAGCCAUGUACUGGUGAUGGACUUUAUAGGACAUGAUGGGUUUCCUGCUCCCCUUCUAAAAGAUGCAAACAUUUCAGAAUCAAAAGCACGCGAGCUUUAUUUAAGAUGUGUACGAAUCAUGCGUGACAUGUAUUGGAAAGCGAGAUUGGUUCAUGCUGACUUUUCUGAAUUUAAUAUUUUAUAUAACGCUCCGGAAAAUCUUAUGUACGUUAUUGAUGUUUCGCAAUCAGUAGAGCAUGACCAUCCUUCGUCUUUGUUAUUUUUAAGAAAAGACUGUACUAAUAUAAAUGAGUUUUUUCGAAAACACGGCGUUAACGUAAUGACAGUAAAAGAACUGUUUGAUUUUGUCACGGAUCCUCUUAUUAAUGAAGACAAUAUUGAACAAUAUCUUGAAACAUUGCAAGAGGUUUCGAGCAAGCGUUCAAUUGAAGAUGUAGUACAUAAUGUUGUUGAAGAAGAAGUGUUUAAAAAUGCUUAUAUACCACAACGUUUAGACGAGGUCAUUGAUUAUGAACGGGAUACCAGGGCGGCAAAGCAAGGUUCAGAUCAGUUUUACUACGCGAAUCUUACAGGGUUAAAUAAAGAACUUAGUGGGGCGAAAUCUCAACCUGAUUUAAUUGAGAAUUCUUCGACAAAUAAUGUCCACCCGUCCAAUUUAGUUGAAACUUCCAGUGACAGCGAAAGUGACAGCAAUAGCGAAAGUUCUGAAGAGGAAUCAUUUAACAAAAAUCCCGAAGAUGCAAUUGAAAAUGCCAAGAACAGAAAAAUAAUGCGUAAAGAAAAUAAGAAACUAGUCAAAGAUCAAAAUAGAGAAAAAAGAAAAGAUAAAGUACCAAAGCAUGUUAAAAAAAGAUGCGAAAGACUCGGUAAAGUCAAAUAAAAUGUCUUCCUUUUUAUAACAACUUUCUAUACUAAAAAUAUUGAAGUUACCAUUAGAAUUAAUAAAUAAUACGCAGUUUUGUCGAAGUGUUAUGUUUUAAAUUUGUUUUACUGCUUAGUGUUUUAGACCAAGGACAUAAAUUAGAUACUUUGUUAUGAAGCUAAGAGAUCAUUUUAUCAUAUCUAGGAUUGCCAGAUGUCCGGCUUUUACGAAGAAGAACACAGUAAAAUAAUUUAUUUUUUACCGGUUGGGCGCUAUAUUCUCCUCCGUAAAUAUCCGUAAGAUAAUUUAAUCAUCUCUAAAUUUGCCUUAUUUAGCGUUUUAGCAAUAAUAAAAAGAACAAUAAGUAAAGAUUGCAUUUCACUAGGGAAUAUUUUUAAUUUUUUAAAAUAAAUGUCAAAAUCAUGUUUUAAA